UCCCUUCUCUCUAUCUCUGUUGGCACUGCCUCCUCCAGUUGAUUUAAGAGCCUUGUACUCCCCCAUCUAAUCUUCUCUCUCAUCUCUAUGAUCAAAAGGCUCUAUGUUCAAUCUCGUUGACCCAUAUCAAACCCUAAACACUUCAAAUCUUCAAAGAAGGAAACAGUUUCAAAGUGAAUCGGAACUUCAAGAUCUGUUCGAUUAACUAAAUCUCAGAUUUCAUCGUGUUCAGAAAAGAUCUGGUUGAAUUAUAGAGAAAAUCGAAAACCCCAUCUGUAAAAAUUGAAUCUUUAAUAUGUCAAUCCUCUUGCCCAAAACCGAUUCGGUUCAAAUUAGAGAGGUAUGGAACGACAAUCUUGAAGAAGAAUUUGCUUUGAUUCGAGAAAUUGUCGACGAUUACCCUUACAUCGCAAUGGAUACCGAGUUCCCAGGUGUUGUUCUUCGUCCACUGGCACAAUUUAAGAAUAUUAACGACUAUAACUAUGUAACUUUGAAGGAUAAUGUCGAUAUGUUGAAGUUGAUUCAGUUGGGUCUCACUUUCUCCGAUGAAAAUGGGAAUCUACCAACCUGUGGCUCCGAUAAGCCUUGCAUUUGGCAGUUUAAUUUCCGCGAGUUCAAUGUGAACGAAGACAUCUUUGCUAAUGAUUCAAUCGAGAUGCUAAAACAGUGUGGGAUUGAUUUCAAGAAGAACAGUGAAAUGGGUAUUGAUGCAAAUCGAUUUGGAGAGCUCUUAAUGUCUUCAGGUGUUGUUUUGAAUGAUAAUAUCUGUUGGGUAACUUUCCAUAGUGGGUAUGAUUUUGGAUACUUGCUUAAAUUGUUGACCCGAAAAGAGUUGCCUAAAUCUCAAACAGGGUUCUUUGAUUUAAUCAAGAUUUAUUUCCCAAUUAUUUAUGAUAUCAAACAUUUGAUGAGGUUUUGCAACUCUCUUCAUGGUGGAUUGAAUAAGCUUGCGGAGAUUUUGGAAGUUGAAAGAAUUGGUGUUUGUCAUCAGGCUGGAUCUGAUAGUUUGCUUACUUCUCAUGCUUUUAAGAAGUUGAAAGAAGGUUAUUUUAAUGGAAACACAGAGAAAUAUGCAGGUGUUUUGUAUGGUUUAGGUGUUGAAGAUGGUGAAAAGUAAGUAGGAAAUGACCAAAUGUAAUUUGUGAUAUGUUGAAGUUUGUUUGAUUUAGUAUGGGAAUGUGUUUCAAUCUUGUGUACACAAAUGGCGAAAGAGUUGUUUGUUUUAUGGUCUUUUUUUUUUCUUCGGAUCUUUUUAUGUAACCAAAUGCCGAAAAGGGUCUUGUAGUUUGAGUACUGUAAAUUAUUACAGUUAGUGUUUUAAAUAACAAUCUUAACUUUUCUCUUA
This is a messenger RNA of Lactuca sativa (garden lettuce), 1345 nucleotides long. RefSeq names its product putative CCR4-associated factor 1 homolog 7. The record is from RefSeq and is a predicted model, not a curated record. Gene Ontology annotation, cellular component: CCR4-NOT complex. Gene Ontology annotation, molecular function: poly(A)-specific ribonuclease activity; nucleic acid binding. NCBI's taxonomy places the organism in Eukaryota, Viridiplantae, Streptophyta, Magnoliopsida, Asterales, Asteraceae.